Molecule: messenger RNA, 2675 nt
Organism: Papilio polytes (common Mormon)
Lineage: Eukaryota; Metazoa; Arthropoda; Insecta; Lepidoptera; Papilionidae
Gene: SdhA
Product: succinate dehydrogenase [ubiquinone] flavoprotein subunit, mitochondrial
Exons: 13
Coding region: 140-2110 (656 amino acids)
Biological process (GO): mitochondrial electron transport, succinate to ubiquinone; tricarboxylic acid cycle
Molecular function (GO): electron transfer activity; flavin adenine dinucleotide binding; succinate dehydrogenase (quinone) activity
Source: RefSeq, a predicted model, not a curated record
AAGUUUGCAAAAUUCACAGAUAAACUCAGUUUUAAUUUCUGCCUCAAAUACAACCGGUUGUGUGGAUGCCUAGUGUUCCUGUGCUGUUCUAAAAUUUAACGUGUGUUUUUGUGCUCCGGUGCGGACAGAGAGUUCCAUCAUGAGCGCUUUAUUGAAAGUGGCUACCUCUCGUAGCCCUGCCUCGCUGGCUACAUAUUUGUAUAGGAACCUUCACUUGUCGGUGGGUGGCGCUAGGGCUACUAAAGAUGAAUCUGUAAACACGAAUACAUCAAAAGCUUAUAAUGUUAUUGAUCAUCAACAUGAUGCUCUGGUUAUUGGUGCGGGAGGUGCAGGUUUGCGGGCAGCUUUCGGUCUUGUGCAGGAAGGAUUUAAGACAGCUGUUGUGACAAAACUAUUUCCGACUAGAUCACACACUGUUGCUGCACAGGGUGGAAUCAAUGCUGCUUUAGGUAACAUGGAAGAUGACAGUUGGCUAUGGCAUAUGUAUGACACAGUUAAAGGUUCUGAUUGGCUUGGUGAUCAGGAUGCAAUUCACUACAUGACAAGAGAAGCUCCACAUGCUGUUAUUGAAUUAGACAACUAUGGAAUGCCUUUCUCUCGCACACCUGAAGGUAAAAUCUAUCAGAGAGCUUUUGGAGGACAAUCACUUAAAUUUGGUAAAGGCGGCCAGGCUCAUAGGUGCUGUGCUGUGGCUGACAGAACUGGACAUUCCUUGCUGCAUACAUUGUAUGGUCAGUCUCUGAGAUAUGACUGUGAGUACUUCAUAGAAUACUUUGCCCUUGACCUGCUGAUGGAGGAUGGUGUAUGCAAAGGAUGUAUUGCUCUCAAUCUUGAAGAUGGAACACUACAUAGGUUCCAAGCAAAGAACACGAUCCUGGCGACGGGCGGCACGGGGCGCUCCUACUUCAGCUGCACGUCCGCGCACACCUGCACCGGCGACGGCACCGCCAUGGCCGCGCGCGCCGGCAUGCAGAACGAGGACAUGGAGUUUGUGCAGUUCCAUCCCACUGGUAUCUACGGCGCGGGGUGCCUGAUGACGGAGGGGUGCCGCGGCGAGGGCGGGUUCCUGGUGAACGCGAAGGGCGAGCGCUUCAUGGAGCGGUACGCGCCCGUCGCCAAGGACCUCGCCAGCCGCGACGUCGUCUCCCGCGCUAUGACCGUCGAGAUCAUGGAGGGUCGCGGGUGUGGUCCGGACAAGGACCACGUGCACCUGCAGCUGCACCACCUGCCGGCGGAGCAGCUGCGCCAGCGCCUGCCCGGCAUCUCGGAGACGGCCAUGAUCUUCGCGGGGGUGGACGUCACCAAGGAGCCUAUCCCCGUGCUGCCCACCGUGCACUACAACAUGGGCGGCACGCCCACCAACUUCAGAGGAGAGGUGAUAACCCACCACAACGGCGAGGACCGCGUGGUGCGCGGGCUGCUGGCGGCGGGCGAGGCGUCGUGCGCGUCCGUGCACGGCGCCAACCGCCUCGGCGCCAACUCGCUGCUCGACAUCGUCGUCUUCGGCCGCGCCUGCGCACUCACCGUCGCCAGCACCAGCCGCCCGGGAGACGCACAGGCGCCGCUUAAAGAUUCGACGGGUGAAGCGAGCAUCGCCAACUUAGACAAGAUCAGAUACGCCAACGGCAGCAUCUCCACAGCGGACCUGCGCCUGCGCAUGCAGCGCUGCAUGCAGACCAACGCAGCAGUAUUCCGACAGAAGAGCACCCUGGAAGAAGGUCAACGUCAGAUCCACGAGAUCUACAAGCAGAUGUGUGAGCUGCGCGUGUCCGACCGCUCGCUGAUCUGGAACUCUGACCUGGUGGAGACGCUGGAGCUGCAGAACCUGCUGCUGAACGCGGUGCAGAUAGUGGAGGGCGCGCUGGCCCGCGAGGAGUCGCGCGGCGCACACGCCAGAGAAGACUUUAAGACGCGACGUGAUGAAUAUGACUACUCCAAACCACUCGAUGGACAGAGCAAGCUGCCGUUCGAGCAGCACUGGAGGAAGCACACGCUGGCGGAGACAGACCCCGCCAGCGGCGCCACCACGCUGUCUUACCGGCCUGUCAUCGACAGCACGCUGGACGCGAGCGAGUGCGGCACCGUGCCGCCCGUCAUACGCACAUACUAGAACAUACAUAUUAGUAUUGUUUCAGGUAAUCUCCGAACGGGUGCUGACUGAGCUAAGCAGUAUUUAACAACACGAAGGCAAAGAGUUUGUGUUCAUCUCAGAUAUUAAUUAUUUAUAACAUAAUUUAUUUUAGAUAAGAUCGCUUAGCGUUAUAAAUUCAUGAUUUUAAAACAAAACUACACUCAACAUAUACAAAAAUAAAAAAUGUUACCUCAAAAAUAUUACUCAUAGUUUUUUAAAUGUUUGACAGCAUUUAUUUCCAUAGUCAGCACCAAGCAGUACUUAAAUAGGGAUUUUUAAUUAUUUAAAAACUAAAAGUCAUACAAAAUACAGAUUCUUGCUGCUCAAGAACUCACCUACCUCAGUACAGUCACAAUUUAAAACACGUCUCUGAUCGAACGCAGCUCGCGAAAUGACGAUAAAAAGCAUCUAAAUGUACCGCAAAUCAUUUUGUUAACAGUUUUUACUUUAUGAAAUUAUAUAAUUAAUUAUGUACAAUCGAUUAUGUAGAAUAUAAGGAUAAUGAUGUAAAACAACUGUGAAUAAAUGAACUGAUGUAAAUGUU